Molecule: messenger RNA, 2769 nt
Organism: Leopardus geoffroyi (Geoffroy's cat)
Lineage: Eukaryota; Metazoa; Chordata; Mammalia; Carnivora; Felidae
Product: zinc finger protein 420-like
Exons: 5
Coding region: 366-2291 (641 amino acids)
Biological process (GO): regulation of DNA-templated transcription
Source: RefSeq, a predicted model, not a curated record
AACCGGGAUUGCGAUUGCGAGUGACCCCGGUGGGAAACUGGGACUGUCAGGUUGCGUGGUUCGUCGGUAGUGAGCGGAGGAGCAGCAGGUUGUCGUUAGGAGCCCGGGGAGGAUUACUCGGGUUGUCCGUUCUCUGGGGUCUGUCGUGUUCUGGACUACACUUUCCAGAGGCCUCCGGAUGUAACGUCACUUCCUUCUAAGGUGGUCAGCUCCGUAGUGCUGGAGCGAGUGGAACGGCGCGGCGACCGAGGCCAUUGGUUUCUUCCGGGACUGGGGGACGUGAGCCUGACGCUGGGGAAGCUGAAGGACUGCACUUCUCCAUGAGAAGAAGCCAGAGGAGGACUCAUAAAUUGAAAUUCUAAGCCAUGCCUUGUAGGUUGGUGUUGUUCAAGGAUGUGGCCAUAGACUUCUCUCAGGAGGAGUGGGAAUGCCUGGACUUGGAACAGAAGGAUUUGUACAGAGAUGUGAUGUUGGAAAACUAUAACAAUCUGGUCUCACUGGCAGGAUUUUCCAUUUCUAAGACAGAUGUACUUUCCUUAUUGAAACAAGGGAAAGAGCCCUGGAAGGUUGUACAGGAUGUGACAAGAAGUCAGAGUUCAGCCUGGGAAUCCAGAUGUGAGACCAAAAAGCUGUUCUCAACAAAAGGAAUUUAUGAAAUAGAAUCAUCUCAGUGGGAGACCAUAGAACAGCUUACAAGACUUAAGUGUGAUUGUAAAAGUCUUCAAGAUGAUAGGGAAUGCAAAGAACAGUUUGAAAGCCAAUUGGGAAAUAAAGAGGGAUUUUUCAAGCAACUACUAAUCACUUGUAAAGGAAUCCCCAAUUUUAGCCAGACUGCAUCCCUUAUGUUAAAACAAAGAAUUAAUUUUCCUGAGAAAUCCUAUGAAUGUGAAGCAUGCAGAAAAUACUUUAUCCAUGGCUUUCAACUGACUGAACAUCAGAAAGCUCAUUCUGAUGAAAAAUUCUAUGAAUGUAAAGGACAGGCCUUUAUUCGGGGUUCAGAACUAACUUACCAUCAGAGAGUUCAUGUUGUUAAGAAACCCUAUGAAUGUAAGGAAUGUGGAAAAGCCUUUAUUUGUGCCUCACAGCUUACUUAUCAUCAAAGAAUUCAUACUGGGGAGAAACCUUAUAAAUGUAAAGAGUGUGGGAAGGCCUUUAUUCGUGGCUCUCACCUUACCCAGCAUCAAAGAAUUCAUACUGGUGAACGACCCUAUGAAUGUAAUGAAUGUGGUAAGGCCUUUUUUCGUGGCUCUCAACUUACUUACCACCAGAGAGUUCAUACUGCAGAGAAACCCUAUCAAUGUAAAGAAUGUGGAAAGGCCUUUAUUCGUGGCUCCCAACUUACUGAACAUCAGAGAAUUCAUACGGGUGAGAAACCCUAUGAAUGUAAGAAAUGUGGGAAAGCCUUUAGUUAUGGAUCACAGCUUACCCUGCAUCACAGACUUCAUACUGGUGAAAAGCCCUAUAAAUGUAAAGACUGUGAAAUGUCCUUUAUUCGUGGCUCACAACUUACCGAACAUCAGAGGAUUCAUACAGGUAAGAAACCACAUGAAUGUAAGCAGUGUGGGAAGGCUUUUAACUAUGGCUCACAGCUUAUUCGACACCAGAGGAUUCACACUGGAGAGAAACCUUAUGAAUGUCAAGAAUGUGGGAAGUCAUUUAUUCGUGGCUCACAACUUACUGAACAUCAAAAAAUUCACACUGGUGAAAAACCUUUUGAAUGUAAGGAAUGUGGGAAAGCCUUUAUUCGUGGCUCACAUCUUACUCAGCAUCAGAGGAUUCAUACUGGUGAAAAACCCUAUGAAUGUAAAGAGUGUGGGAAGGCCUUUAUUUAUAGCUCACAACUGACUCAGCAUCAGAGAAUUCAUACAGGUGAGAAUCCCUAUGAAUGUAAGCAGUGUGGGAAGAUCUUUAUUUGUGCCUCACAACUUACUCUACAUCAGAUUUCUCAUUCUGGUAAGAAGCCAUAUGAAUGUAAAGAAUGUGGUAAGACUUUUAUUCGUGGCUCACAGCUGACUUACCAUCAGAGAGUUCAUACUGGUGAGAAGCCCUAUGAGUGUAAUGAAUGUGGGAAAGCCUUUAUUCGUGGUUCACAUCUUACUCAGCACCAGAGAAUUCAUACUGGUGAGAAACCAUACAAAUGUAAUGAAUGUGGGAAGGCCUUUAAUCGUGGCUCACAACUUACUCAACAUCAGAGAAUUCAUUCUGGUGAGAAGCCUUAUAAAUGUAACGAAUGUGGUAAGGACUUCAGACGUCAUUCACACCUCACUCAACAUCAUAAACUUCAUAAUUGAGAAAAACUUUAUGAAAAUAUAAAUUUAUUAAAUCCUUUGAUUGCUCAUUGAUACUCAGCUUUGGAAUAUCAGAAAAUUCAGAUUAUCAAAGUGGGAAUCCUUUUUUACUUUCAUCCAUAGGUAACUCUAUCAGAAAAUUCAAACAGAGAGAGGCUAGUGUAAUAUAAUGGAGAAUCAGUUUCCAUCAUUUUUCAAUCUUUGUUAGACAUUGGUGAAUUUAUACAAGAGCACAACCAUAAAAUGUAGGGUUUUCUUGUUUGGCAUCAUUCUCUUGUUCAGCAUGAUCUGAACUCCACCAUUUACUACACAUGUAUUCCUUUGGAAAAAGCUAGUUAACCCCUGUUUGCUUUAGUUUUUUCAUUUAUAAAACAUUAAAGUCACUCUCAUUAUAAUGAUUCAAAGAUGCAAAUACAUAAAGAGCCUUAAAGCAAUGUGUAAUACAUAGUUUAUAUUAAAUAAAUAUUAGUUAUUACUGUAA